UCUCCUGGUACAGUAAGCGCAUUGUAAAACCCUAACACUCGGCUGAGAGGGGCUGGCAUUCGGGCUGUAGCAGGCACAGGUGCGCUUUCCUUCGCUCUUCCGAAGGCGCGAAGCCCUCACUGCUUGACAGAAUUUAGAUUUCUUAGAGGUAAAUCUUUAUAGACAGAAUGAAAUUUACUUUAAGUGUACUGGCUGUUUUUGUAGCGUCUUUUGGAGUUAUCAGCUUUGUGUGUCUGGUUCUGGCAAUCGGAACGGAUUUUUGGUACAUUAUUGACACUUCAAAAAGAGAGAACAACUCUGUGUCACUAAGUUCACAUUCUGGACUGUGGAGGACUUGUAACGUUGACAACCAGUGUUGGCCAUUCGUGAAUCCUUUCAGAAACAGAAGAAAUUUUACAGAUUCACAAAGGCAGAUACUAAACAUGCAGGGAGCCUUCAUCGUGCUGCUGCCCCUCAGCGUGAUCGUCCUCUUCAUCGGUGGGAUGCUCGGGGUUAUCAGCAUGCUAGCCAAGGCCCACCUGCUCCUGCUGGCAACCGGAGCCCUGCUCCUCUGCGGUGCGGUGAUCACCCUGACCGGCAUCUGCGUGUAUGUGGCCUAUUCCGCAGCAGCCUUCGAAGAGGCUGUAUGCCUCUCCGGACACCAGGCUCUGCAGGACAUCGGCAUCUCGUUUGGCUGGUCCCUGGUGCUUGCUGCCCUGUCCUCUGUCACUGAGCUCCUCACAGCCGUCGCGUUCCUGCUGGCUUCAGCCCGGGUGGGGCAGCUCACGCAACGGCAAGAGGAAGUUUAUGCAGGAGAGAGAGAGACACUAGGGAAACCAGACUAAAUCUGUGGCAAAGUUGCAUUCUCACCGCUUAAAACAGAAAAAUAAAUAAAUGUAGCUGGAGAAUUGCUGUCUCUCCCAUACCGAGCUAUUCAUGUACGAAAUAACAUUACAUCAGAUGCAUCAGAUAGGUGGAGCCCCAUAUCUUUCAUGCUUGUAAAGCUUUGUAGAGCUGUAUUGUUAUGAGUUUUAAUUCAUUUAGCUAUGACUGUUCUCUUGAAUCCUCUUGAAGAAUCCUAAACUAAAACCUCUUAAAGAGGUAGAAAGCAGAAGGUAGAAAUCCAUUUAACAAAUAAUCCUCUGCAGUGCACUUUUAAAUGCACAGAUUCUAGCUAUAAUGGUUCUGUCAAUAUCGCGACAAAAUGCUGUCAAGAAUUACUUUAUUGCUGUGGUGUAAUGAGAAGUCUCUAAAAUAAAGACCCAUUAAUGAACGUUU
Molecule: messenger RNA, 1257 nt
Organism: Electrophorus electricus (electric eel)
Lineage: Eukaryota; Metazoa; Chordata; Actinopteri; Gymnotiformes; Gymnotidae
Gene: tmem114
Product: transmembrane protein 114
Cellular component (GO): apical plasma membrane
Source: RefSeq, a predicted model, not a curated record